CAACGGCAAGGGGCAAGUAGUGUAGAUUCGGAGCCGUAAUGGUGGCUUCACUACGUCACUUUCAUGGCUCUCUCCAGCUGAACUGUAACUUUUGCCCCGCCCACUCGGUCGACACGCGUGUUACUUGUUUGCAGCAUGGCUUCGUCGGCUAAGAGGAGAGCAGUAGGUUUGGGAGAAAAUCCCGAGGAAAGUGAAAACAGCUCCGAUGAGAAUCCGGAAGAGGACGAAGAUUCCGGGGAGGAGGACAGCGAGGCAUCAGAGGAAGAGAUCAAUGAGGAGGUCAUUGUGGACUUCGAAGCCCACACCAUUUCAGACAGCGACUUCAAUGGCAUCAAGAAACUAUUGCAACAGCUCUUCUUGAAGGCUCAUGUAAAUACUUCAGAGAUGACAGACAUCAUCAUCCAACAGAAUCAUGUCGGAAGUGUCAUCAAGCAAGCUGAUGUACCAGAGGACAGUGAUGACGACGACCCAGAUGAAGUGUUUGGGUUCAUCACUAUGCUCAACCUAACAGAGAGAAAGGGUGUGCAGUGUGUGGAGGAGGUAAAGGAGCUGAUCGUGGAUCAGUGUGAGAAGAGCUCCACCCAAAGUGCGACAGAGCAGCUAGAGCAGAUCCUCAAUGACACCAGCAAGCCUGUGGGGCUACUGCUGAGUGAGCGCUUCAUCAAUGUACCUCCACAGAUUGCGCUUCCACUCCACAAACAGCUCCAAGAAGAAAUAGCUGAAGCUCAGAGGACAAAUAAGCCCAACGGGAGGUGUCACUUUUGUCUGAUGAUAAGCAAGACCUGCAAAGAGGCAACCAAAAGUAUCCCAACCAGAGGAGGAGCUCCCAAAGAGGAAUACAUGUUUGUCAAUGCAGAGGAGGAAUUCUUCUAUGAGCAAGCCAUCAUGAAGUUCCACUACUCGGUCCAGGAAGAGGCAGACUCCUGUUUGAGUGGCAGGUGGUCGUUCAGUGACGUCCCCAUGAAGCCUUUCAGGACAGUGAUGCUGAUACCAGCAGACAGAAUGCCUGCCAUCAUGGACAAACUCAAAGAAUACCUAACUGUGUGAACCUCAUAAUAUAACCAAGACACCUGUGUACACACUGAGGACUUUCAGGAUCAUGGAAAUGGUUCACUAUUCUCUAGAGAGACUCUAGAAGAAAUGUCUUGGUCCCAUCAGCUACGGUAGUACCAGUAUAGUAAACUUGAUGGUACAUGUUCCACAGUGAUGGUUUUUUUUUUUUUUUCAGCAAUUGUAGAUAGUUUUUACAAAUUCCUACUUCAUUUAAGAAACAAUGCAGAAGGAAAUCACCACAUACCCUGCUUAUACUGUAGAAAUAUACAACUGUUAUAUCAUGAAUAUAAGAAGUACAGCACAGUCAGGCUCACAUUUUCUUUUUUUUCAAAGACUUCUGUUUAUAAAAACAUUAUGAAUCAUGACAAUUAAAGAUGAUAAAUCCUU
Xiphias gladius (swordfish) is the source of this 1440-nucleotide messenger RNA. Its product is annotated as BRCA2 and CDKN1A interacting protein. Lineage: Eukaryota; Metazoa; Chordata; Actinopteri; Istiophoriformes; Xiphiidae. The coding region runs from base 136 to 1047 and encodes 303 amino acids. Gene Ontology annotation, cellular component: nucleus. The transcript is spliced from 7 exons. The record is from RefSeq and is a predicted model, not a curated record.